UGUGGUCCAGCUUUUAAAUCUCACUCAAAGAUGUCACCUUGACCACCAAAAUGUAUCCAUCAGGACAUUACCUGGGCCGCAUGUAACCACGGGCAAUAAUAAGAGUGGAGAAUUUAAUAUGGGCCCCAGGAAGGAGGAGCGGAGGCGUUCUUCUCAGAACCUUCUCACUGCCGGCUGCCCGGACAUCUCCAUUAAGGCCCAUUUCCCCCCCGUGUGCUUCAACCAGCCCGGCGGUGAGGCAGCGUCUGCCAGUCAGAAAGACAGGAAGCCGCAGCAUGAAAACAGGAAGGACCAAAACGACGACAGACAGAAAGCUCAGCAGGGGGCAGUCUUAGAAUCAGACCGAGGCCCGAUAGACAAGAGGACACCAAGUACCGGCAGAGAUGCAAAUGCCAGUCAGACGGAUUGUGAUGGGGAAGCGCUUUUUAACCUAGCCGCCUACUCUCAGAGAGGUCGUCUUGACGACCAGCGUGCAUCUAUGGGGACAGUACUUGAGCACCACAUGUCCUCUGGUGAUGAUGAGGACGGGCAAGUGCAAAUGCCGGCAGGCGAGAAGUUAAACAAGCUGGUCAGCAUGGACCCCAAGAAAGAUGACCAGAGGUACUCCUCUGCCCUCAGAAUGCUAAUAGGAGCUUUACAUGUGGUGUCUGGAAUUGACCAUGAGGGACGUCCAAAUGUGGAAGAUUCUCAGCUGCUGUUGUCAGGAGUUCAGGGCUUCAGAAUAGAUGAUCAGCAAUACUCUCUUCACCAGUCUCCCAGACCCAGAACCCCCAGCAUGGUCUUUGGUCAGGGCAACUCAGCCAAACCAGAUGGGAAGUACCUCCUCUCAAGCCAUGAUGCACGCAGCCUACAGAGCCAAGGGGGACUCGGGAAUGGUGGGGGGAAAGAGAUAGGGAAGCUGGAAGAAGGACACAGGAAGAAAUGGAAGUGGGAAAAGGGGGAAACAAAGAGGCGGGAGAAAGAGGAGAAGGAGGAGAAGAAAAAAGCUGAAAAAAGGGUGAAGAAGGAAAAGAGGGACGUGAAAAGGGAGAAAAAGGGAGAGGAAACGAGGGGUAAUGAAGAUGCGGGAGAAGAAAAGGAAGGGACAGUGGGAGAGGAUGCUGAAGGUGAGAAUAGGGAGGAUGAGAGGAAAAAGGGAGGGAAGCGGACAGAUAGAGGCAAAGAGAAAGGAGAGAAAGGACACAGAAAAAAGGGGGGAAAGGGAUGGAAGUAGACGAGUGAAAAGAGUAGAGAAAAAAAGAAAGAAAGAGCCACAAAGGCUUAUUAAUCAGAGAAGUAAAGCAAGAUUGAGAUGGGAAAAGGAGGGGAAUGGAACCAAGGAGCUAAUGAUGCUGUCUGUGUAAGAGGUCAAUUACCUCCACUAGCGUUUCCUGUCCUGUGAUACCGUGAGCAAUGCAUGUCAGUCAAUUACCCAUCAGUUACUGUAAGAGACAAAUGCAUUUUCACCCUCGGUUAUGAGGAAGUUAUCGUGAGAAUGUAUGAUCACCCUUUCCAAUAAAAGGCAUUCAUGCGUGAUAAACAUAA
Brienomyrus brachyistius is the source of this 1524-nucleotide messenger RNA. RefSeq names its product glutamic acid-rich protein-like. The record is from RefSeq and is a predicted model, not a curated record. NCBI's taxonomy places the organism in Eukaryota, Metazoa, Chordata, Actinopteri, Osteoglossiformes, Mormyridae. Bases 119 to 1213 code for a protein of 364 amino acids. The transcript has 6 exons.